GCGUAUUAAAACCGGAGGGAUCUCGGGGCAAGCGCUCAGUUCCGACUGGAUCGUCACUUUCAAGACAAUUUUAUCACGAGUAUUAUUUUGCGCAAAGACCAGAGUCUUUGCUUGGCACUGGAGUUUUUCACACAUUGAAAAUUAUUUUCAACGGUAGAAAAAUCUAUUCUCUGGGUGUGGGCGUUCCCUGACACGGUACAGCUCUUACCCCAUUGAACCAGAUUGAUUUUUCAUUAUUUUUCGGGGGUGAAUUUGGAAUUGAAAUUAAUACGAGACAAUCAUGUUCACCAUCAUGACGUAUCGCGCUGCGCAACAGCCUGUCCCGUGGCCCGACCACAACAGCCAUAAUUCUCGACCCAUCCGAGAAGCUACGACCGGAGGCCGUGUAUGCGGGAAAAUCGGAGAGUCAGUUCAGAGAUUACUCCGUAGACCCCAGCGACCCAAUUAAAGAGCGGGUCAGAAAGACGUAUCAAAAUAUGCAUACAUACCAGACCGUCGAUUUUGUUCGCUCUCGAAUGGAUUACUGGUUGAAGUUUGAUAAGUUCAGGAUGACCAUCAAAGAGGCCCUGAAUAAGUUGAAUGACCUCGUGGACGAGAGUGAUCCCGAUACAUCGAUGCCAAAUAUUUUUCACGCCUUCCAGACCGCUGAGUCCAUCCGCAAGGCGCAUCCAGAUUUGGACUGGUUCCAUCUCACCGGUCUCAUUCAUGACCUUGGAAAGGUGAUGGCGUUUUUUGGAGAACCCCAAUGGGCUGUGGUUGGAGAUACCUUUCCAGUUGGCUGCGCUUGGGCGGACUCGAUUGUUUACCGUGAUACAAGCUUUGAUAACAAUCCCGAUGGCCAAGAUAAACGAUUCAACACCAAAUACGGUAUGUACAAGCCAAAAUGUGGGGUGAACAACUUGAUGAUGUCAUGGGGCCACGACGAGUAUUUGUACCGAGUACUCAUUCACAACAAAUCAACCCUUCCCCCAGAAGGCCUAGCAAUGAUUCGUUUCCACUCAUUCUACCCCUGGCACGCGAGCGGAGAUUAUUCUCACUUCUGCACAGAUGAGGACAAUGAAAACUUGAAAUGGAUUAGGGAAAUGAAUGCACAUGAUCUCUACACGAAAAGUGAAAAUGUACCGAAAAUUGAUGAGCUAUGGCCCUACUACGAGAAACUCAUCGACAAAUACAUCCCAGGGAUUCUUGAAUGGUGAACAACGAAGUCAACUAGUUCAGAAUUUUGUAAUUUUCCAAAGAUCUACAUGUAUUCUAGGAGAGAAUAUACUCUAGAAAUCUGAAGAAUUAAUUUUUUCGUAUAAUUAUAUCAAUAAGCAAAGAAAUGUCCGAUCUCGACUCUUUCACUUCACAUCUAUUAGUAAUUUUAUAGUUAAUAAAUCAAUAUUUUUCUAA
This is a messenger RNA of Diachasmimorpha longicaudata, 1392 nucleotides long. RefSeq names its product inositol oxygenase (gene Miox). Gene Ontology annotation, biological process: inositol catabolic process. Bases 477 to 1196 code for a protein of 239 amino acids. The record is from RefSeq and is a predicted model, not a curated record. Gene Ontology annotation, molecular function: iron ion binding; inositol oxygenase activity. Gene Ontology annotation, cellular component: cytoplasm. NCBI's taxonomy places the organism in Eukaryota, Metazoa, Arthropoda, Insecta, Hymenoptera, Braconidae. The transcript has 6 exons.